Messenger RNA from Protobothrops mucrosquamatus (brown spotted pit viper), 657 nucleotides. Its product is annotated as TNFAIP3-interacting protein 1-like. Lineage: Eukaryota; Metazoa; Chordata; Lepidosauria; Squamata; Viperidae. The record is from RefSeq and is a predicted model, not a curated record. The transcript is spliced from 5 exons. Gene Ontology annotation, biological process: negative regulation of canonical NF-kappaB signal transduction; regulation of transcription by RNA polymerase II; cellular response to lipopolysaccharide. The annotation marks the transcript as partial.
GCAGAAAAAGAGAGACUCAGCAGGGAGGUGAAGGACCUCAAGCACAAGGUGAAGUUUCUUCAGGAUCAAUUGGUGCCAGUCACAAGGCAAAGAGAGUACCAGGAGAAGGAGAUUCUCCGACUAAAUAAGGCCCUAGAAGAGGCUCUGAACUUCCAAGCACCUCCUCAUUCCCCCUCAGCCUUCAAAAAUGAUCCUAACCCAAGUCUCCGGCACCAGGAAGUGAUGACCCAGAACGAGCUUCUGAAACAGCAAGUGAAGAUUUUUGAGGAGGAUUUCCAGCGGGAACGGAGUGACAGGGAAAGGAUGAAUGAAGAAAAAGAGGAACUGAAGAAGCAGCUAGAAAAACUUCAGAAGCAGAUGACCCUCACUAAUAACCAGCUGCGAAUUGUUAAAGAAGACUACCACAAAGAGAAGGAAGAAAAGGAUAAGUUUAAGAAACUGCUUAAACAGCACAAGCAGCAUUCGGGUGACAGACUGCAUCCCGAACCACAGCCAGGACAAAUUACCCCAAUCUGCCCCAUGUACCAGUUUCAGUGCUCUCCUCCAGUCCAACCACAUGCUUAUCAUGGUUUUGAGGACUGGCAGCAGAUCCGCUACCCACCCCCAGCGGUGGCCAAUGAGCAUCCUCCAAUUCAGAACUAUCAUCGUUUCCCACCU